UCCAAGAUGGCGAAGCAUUAUCCAGAUCUCAUCAUGUGCAGAAAACAGCCUGGCGUAGCUAUAGGUCGGCUGUGCGAAAAAUGUGAUGGUAAAUGUGUCAUUUGCGACUCCUAUGUGCGUCCCUGUACACUGGUGCGUAUAUGUGAUGAAUGCAACUAUGGCUCUUAUCAAGGUCGCUGUGUUAUAUGUGGUGGACCUGGGGUUUCUGAUGCUUAUUACUGUAAAGAAUGUACAGUUCAAGAGAAAGAUAGAGAUGGCUGCCCCAAGAUUGUCAACCUAGGAAGUUCAAAGACUGAUCUCUUCUAUGAAAGAAAGAAGUAUGGUUUCAAAAAGAGAUGACAGUUUAUCGUACUGAACUUUAGUUUUUAACAUGCACCCUGGAUCAAGUUGUGUAUAAAUGUGAUUCAUCUUUCCUGCACAAUAAUGUUAUUGUCAACUUUUUAAUUAGUUAGCCAGCCUUCAUGAGGAAAUGCAAGUUCCUGACUUCAACACAUCAAUUCCCUUGACCUAGUUGGUUUCUUGUUCUAUUACAGUGUAUGAUUCCAUCGUUGUGAUUUAGACAGUCUUAACUUAUCAUUUGUAUGUCACUUUGAUAUGUACCUUGGUUUUAUUUACUUCAUGAUGUAAGAGGUUGAGAGAGCUAUAUCUGUGUCGAGCUAUGCAGUGUUAAAGACAUUUUUAAUUCAGUUAAAGAGGAAAAGUUAAGUAAACACUUAGGAAAUGUCAAGUUUUGCCAACAUAAAGUUGUCAAGGUCAUUAAAAGUUUUUUGUAG
Molecule: messenger RNA, 773 nt
Organism: Pocillopora verrucosa
Lineage: Eukaryota; Metazoa; Cnidaria; Anthozoa; Scleractinia; Pocilloporidae
Source: RefSeq, a predicted model, not a curated record